Molecule: messenger RNA, 3933 nt
Organism: Schistosoma rodhaini
Lineage: Eukaryota; Metazoa; Platyhelminthes; Trematoda; Strigeidida; Schistosomatidae
Source: the annotation of a GenBank genome assembly
AGUCAAGGUCUCAGCGGGACAUUAAUUACUACUAUUCGCGUGGAUAAUGUCUGAGGUUGCUGAGUCAGUCGGUAGACUGUGUCCAAUUUGUCAUGACGAUAUUGACUACUAUGCGUACGGAUCAUGUAAUCAUCCUACAUGUACAAAAUGUGUGCUAAAGUUGCGGAAGUUCGGAAGCGCUGAUGAGCCGGAAUUUUCACAAUGUCCCACUUGUCGACAGAAUAUUAACAGAGUUGCGAUAAUGAGAAAUUUCGUCCCCUUUGACAAUAUUGACGUGUCCUUACUUCGACAUGACUCAAAGUUUGAUUUUAUGUUUCCUGAUGUGGAGAUUGAACAGCACUACGUAAAUAUGCUGAAAUCAAUCUGCCCUGUUUGUGGUGAAGAAAAGAAGUCUCUCUCUGCCUUAAAUAGACACACUACUUUUGAGCAUCAACUUUCUUAUUGUGAUCUCUGCAUUCGAUACGCCAGGCUUUUGCCAUGUGAAUUCGUACUCAUGAAACCAGCUGACCUUGCAAAACAUAGGUCAUGGGAUAAAAAUAAGAAGAAAGGUCAUCCGUUGUGUGAUUUCUGUCAAGAACGAUUUUAUGAAAUGGAAGAUUUGAUAACCCAUAUUCGCGAUCUUCACUUUUUAUGUGAUCUCUGCAUGACCACAGGAAAGUUUGUGGUUUUUAGACAGCAGUGUGAAUUAUUAGACCAUUACGGUGAAUCUCAUCACCUAUGCUCCGAGUGUCGAGCUCAACAACGUAUUUCAUGUUUUGCAACCGAGGAUCGUUUAGGCUUGCAUCGUUUUCAAGAACAUCCAAAUGAAGUGGCUAAUGAUCCCAACUCUUGGCUUCCGAUUUCUAUACGACACGUAACAUCUACUGAUUCUGCCUUCAGGCGACGUGACCAAAUAUUUCCUGAUGUAUACAGUGUGGAUGGUGUUGUUGAUGCAUCUGAUGGCAGACUUACUUCACAAGACAAUCCUAGUGUAACAUACCGACGACCUAAUCCUUCCGAAUGGACUGGGGAAGAUUUCCCUUCACUUCAGUCGACCAUACCAGUGACCACGAGUUCUCAUUCAACAACAAAUGAGUCUAGCAGCCCUCAAGCACCCAUUCAAAGACUUAAAGAGUCGGCCGCUAGUUUAGCAGAACGCGAGGUAAACGAUACAAAUAAUUCCGUACAAAAUAAACGACCAAUAACGGGUGGAAGUUGGGUUUCUCGUGUUGCUAAUAUCAAUUUUACCAAUAAAGAUCGUCUUACAUCUGAAGAUUUUCCUAGUUUAACACAAUCACCAAAUCCUUCCACUGGCAAUCCUCCUACUUGGGUUAGAAGUAAUGCUUCUCAACUUAUACAAAAUCCUCAGACUGCUAUGUCCACUCAUUUAAGCUUUCCAACCCUUGGAUCAAAUAAUCAUGCUUCUGCUAGUAGCAGCAGUCCUUCGUCAGGAUGGCCGAAAACAAGCCGUAAUAUGUCUUCGGAAGAACAACCUAAGUCCACAUUUCCUCCAUCAACUUCUCUACAGACGCCUACACCUUCCGAUUUUCCGUCACUUCCAACAAAUUCCAAUCCUAGUCAUCCAAAUCGCACUAUUAACUUAACUUCAAAGUCAGUUUUGGAAAAUAAAUCCAAGUUGUUUAAAACACCAGCAGCUGAUGUGAUAAAGAAGAAAACGGAGCCAUUAUCAGCCUCAACUGGAUUAAAAAAUACAAAGAAACCAAAACCCAGACACAGCUCAAGAACAAUAAACAAUGAAUCGGAUGAGCAUGGUGGUAUGACUUUAAAGGAUGAUAGCGAAAAGUAUACUGAUGAUCAAUCACUAUUGGAAAAACCUCAGUUCACUCAUAUCCGAACAGUAGAUAUUCUUAAUGUUAAUCCACAAUCGUCUCAUCAAACAAAUCUAAUUAAUCAUGAACCAUUAUCACUUACAAAUGAUUUUCCAUGUCUAUCUGAAAAUAAAACUAACCCUGAUGAUGAUAAAAUACCAAAAAAAUUACAAAAUCGACAAACAAAAAAGAAAAUCAUUGAUACUACUGUUCAUCAGCCUGAACAACAAAUUUCUACUCAUACAACCAGUAGUGUUGUAAAUAACACUUUAAAACCUGAGAUUAAUUCAUUAAUCCAAAUUAUAAAAGCUAUUCAAUUUAAUGAUAAUAUGGAUAUUGAAUGUUUAUUAUACGCUAAGUCUCAAUAUAUAGCUCCACCGGAUAUGGAAACACGUAAUCGUGAAUUAAUUCGAACAGUGGAAAAUGAUUUAUUUGAUAAAAGUGGCAAGACAGCUUUUAUUCGAUUUGCGGAUUUAUCACGUCGUUAUCGUUAUAAACAAAUCAAUGCUACAGCUUACUUGGAAGGCUUAGUUGGUCUUUUAAAUGUCAAUACUGUGAAUCACAAUGAUGAUAGUGAUGACAAUAUUCCAUACUGGAUAGGUCCGAUGAUUUCCUUAUUGCCUGAUAUAGGACUUCAACGUGCCUUACUUCGUGCUCUGCAAGCACAAGGAUCUCCACGUAUUCCAGUUGAUAUGCAAGAAGCUUUGUUAAAAAGUGGUCAUCAAUUUAAGCGCAACAAAAUCCCCAUAUUAGCUCUUCCUCCAUGGUCCAAAAAAGUCCUAAAAACAAUGCAAACAUGCCAGGAAUGUGGUCAAGAUCUUAUGAUGUAUGCUUUGGUUUAAGAUAAUCCGUUUUAUACGGCUUUGAAGUCCUAAGAGGAUAUGAAUAUAUCCUUUAUAUGUCAAGCUAUUGUUUGUUUCAUACUUAUAUACUACCUUGUUUUUUAUUGUUGCUGCUUAAAAUCGUUGAAGCAAUAGACAAUAACAAGUGAUACCUUAUCAGUCAUCAUGUUCCGAGUAAUUUUACAUGCAUUGCAUUUCAAUUCAUUUGAUUUAGUGAAUAAUUCCGUGACAUAAUUCCUAGAGUUGUAGUGAGAAGCGAUUAUCAGUGUAGUUUAUCUAUGUUAGGUUUGAGACCGUUACGUACUAAUAGGAUUGAAAGAUAGUUAUACAAUGUCACAAAUUCAUUAAAGUCUUAAAUGUAAAUCACUGAAUCUCAACCCAGUCGUCUAAAGGUUGAGCGCCCUCCAAAAGACCUAAAGGUUUUGAGUUCUGUCACCAGUCGGUUGUUAUAUGCACACAACUGAGGCAUCCCAUAUUAAUGAAAAUUAUCUAGUAGUCCCUGGUUUAUAAAAUAGUUAUCUAACUAAAUACUGUCCCCGAUGUUAACUAUACCAUUCAUCAAUCUUCCAAAACCUUGUAUUCAUCGAAGUAUUUGUCCUAUUUGCUAUUGUUUCUUUGUUAACAGGUUUGUCUACGAAUUGAUCUACCUACUCAUAUGGAAUUAGCUCAUUCUGUGUCAUAUGAAAAAAAAUGAUAAUCCGAGAAAAGAAACUGGUCAUACAUAAACACUUACCUAUCACUCGUUUAGUAUUCUUCUUUUCACAAACAAAUACACAUCAAUAAUACAGUCUUUCGUUUUUUUUUGGGUUCAUAUCUAAUAUGAAUUAUUUUCAUAAAUUAUUUUGUUUGUUCCAUGGUUUAUUUUUACUCUUAUUUAUCCGCUCUCACAUAAGUUAUUACCCUUUGCAUGUUCACAGUUCUCUGAAUUGUGUUGGAAAAAAAAACAAUCUUUGAUUAACCGUGGAUAUGUUUGUAUGUUUGUUUCUGUGUGUAUCUAUGUGGAUUUAUACUUUUGUGUUCAAUUAUGUAUGUUACUGUGUAUAAUAAUUACAAUGAAUAGUAUAUUUGGGAGCUUGAAAAGUGAGUUAGUGUGACUAAGUUACGUAGCUUUUAAUUGACUUGCAAAAUAUCUUUUCUUUUCUGUUUUAAAACAGUCAUUCGUUUAAUUUUUGAACCAAUCUAUUUCUUCUUCCUAUUCCAAUAAUCCCCUUGUAUUUUAGUACUGUUUAUAUUGUUAAAAUAAUUGGGUAAAAAAGGUGAUCAUCAUAUACAAUAUAAAUAUA